AUGUCUUCUAAUAAACUAAAUAUUGGAGGUGGAGGAGGAGGAGGGGGAAGUAUAAAAAAUACAUUAAAAUUAACAUUACCUGGUUGUAGCAACACAACAACAAAUGCUACUAAUUAUUAUUCUCAUUCUGUCGAUACAAUGCUUUCUAAAAAUAAUAAAGAACAAAAGAUGGAAGAAGAAGAAAUUGAAGAUAAACAACAACAAAAAAGUCAGGAUGAUGAUGAAGAUAUUUGUUUUAAUGUUGAGGACAUGGAAAAAGAAGAAGAACAACAACAAAAAUAUAUCCCUAACAAUUUACUAAAAAAUAAUUUAUUAAAGACACCUCCAUUAAUUUGUGAACAAGGCCCUUCUGCACCUUCAUCACCUACUACUUCAAGUCCAGGUGCACGUUCUGCUAAACGACCUUGUCCAUUAUCUGUAGAUGCAUUACAACGAAUUAAUUUGUUAAGUCCAAAUUACGUUCCUCCCCCAAUUUCUUGUUAUUCCUUAUCUGGAACUCAAUCAAUGAUGGAUUCUUCUUCGUCAAAAAUCCCUCCCCCAUCAUCACCGAGCUAUCCAACUUCUGAUUUAGGGUCAAGUCCAAGAUCUUCAAUUUCUACCUGCCAUUAUUCUACUCUCGGUAUUAGUGCAGCUAAUUGGAGUGUUUUUAGAGAUAUUGCCUAUAGUAGUGGUGGAGGAUCUUUAAGGUCAACAGGUAUUGAUGAUGAAUCUUCAGAAGGAGGAAAUAAUAAUUUAAAUAAUGAAGAUAAGGCUGAUACACAUAGAUUCCUCCUUUCACCACAAUUAUUACUUUCUCCGUUACUUUCCCCCUUUUCUGAUUGUGGAGUUGCUGAUUUACAUAUUGGAUAUUCUGCUUCAGCAACUCCCUAUUCAAGAUCGCCAAAUAUGUCACCAUCUCCUAUUAGGAGAAUGAGGGGAAGUGUUGGAGGAGGUGGAGAUUUAACACAUUUUAGCUUUGAACAAAUUCGAAGUAGAAGUUCUUUAUCCAAUCAUGCUAGUAACAAUGCUCAAGAAACAUUUAAUAAUUCAAUUAAUAAUUCUUGUGAACAUCCAAAUUAUCAUCAAAGAAUGUUAGCUACAGCAAAUGCUAUUUCACAGCCUCGGUCUUUGGAUUUAGAUGCAAGAGAACGUAGUCGUUCAGAAGGAGAAGCAUUAUCAUCAAAUAAUGUUUGUAAAAGGAAUAAACAGUCUGGAGGGGGAGGAGGGGAUUUUGAAGAUGAUGAAGAGGAUGAAAGAAUGGAUACUGGACAUUCUACACUUUCUGUCCCCACAGGAACAACAACGGCGGCAAAUAGAGGAAAUUUACAUGCGGGAUUAAAGAGGAGAAGAUUACAAUUAUUACAAAAAAAUAAAGAAAAAGAAGAACAAAAAAUAAAUAAAAAUAAUAUUUCUAUAAAAAUAAUAACUUCUGAUAACGAUAAUAACAAUAAUAAUAAUAAACAAAUUAAUAAUAAUAAUAAACCAACAAUUGAAGAGCCACCUCCAUCACCUACAUUAACUGAAUUAUUUCAGCCUGGAGAUUUGGAUAAUGGACGGCGUAAACAAGUAGAAGAAUGGAUUAAACAACAAACUGCGGCAUUAGAAGCAAUUAGACAUUCUUUAGUACCAGCACAUCAAGAAGCUAAUCUUUUACAGGUUCCAAGUAUUAUACCACAAAAUUCGUUAGAACAACUUUGGCCCCAACCAGCAACUGACUGUUCACAAGUCGGGCCUAUUCGGCCAAUGCUUGCUUCUUUAUGGAGACGUAGUAGAUCAGAAUCUGAAUUAUCUGGAGGAGGAAAAACGAAUAUUUCUCCUUUUAUGGAAGAUGACCACCAAAAUAAUGUUAGACGGCAAUCCUCAUCUACAGCAACAACAAUUGAGACAACAAAUAAUUCAAAGAAUAUAUCAGAUAAUCGUCGUAGACAAAGUCAACCACAAGCGCCUUUACUUGUUCCCUUAAAUGAAGCAACACAUGUUUGUGAACAUUGUGGACAAGGAUUUUCAAUGCACGAUCGUUUAGCUAAACAUAUAGCUAGUAGACAUAGAGAUCGUUCUGCCUCUGCAAACGAUGAAGGCAAUCGUAUUCACAAAUGUCAAUUAUGUCCAAAAAGUUUUGGACGUUCUGAUAUGUUAACUAGACAUAUGAGAUUACAUACGGGAUUAAAACCUUAUGCUUGUCAAUUAUGUGGACAAGUAUUUUCUAGAAGUGAUCAUUUAAGUACACAUCAGAGAACACAUACAGGAGAAAAGCCUUAUCGUUGUCCUCAAUGUAGUUAUGCUGCUAGUCGUCGUGAUAUGAUAACUAGACAUAUGCGUACUCAUUUAUUAUUAGGAACAGAAGGUUCUUCUGCAUUAGACAACGAACUUCAAAUUCCUCCAAUUAAUGAAUUAUCACUUUCUCCUCCCUCACCCCCUCCAACAGUACCAGCAACCCUUUCACCUCUUCCCCAACAAAAACCAUCCAUAAUAAUCCCCCAACAACAAUUAAAUACAAAUUUUGCUUGUUAUUCUCAAUCACCUCAAAAUAACCAAUUAUUUGGACAAACACCAACAACAUCAUUAAUUCACCAACAACAACAACCAUCAACAUCAACAACUAAUAUAAAUAAUCAUUUAGCUAAAUUAUUUUCUGCUGCGAUAAAUGAAAGAACAAAUUCUUCUAAUUUGUUAAAUUCUUCUUUAAUUUUAGCAGCCCAACAAUUACCCGCUGCUUUACGACGUUCAACUCCAAAUUUAUUUAAUAUUUCACCUGAAUUAAUAGAUUAUUCGAGAAGUGCUUUUAAACCUCCAAAUUGCUUAAAUACUUCAAAUAUUGACCCAGCAAUUGCGGCUGUAGCAGCAGUUAAAGUCCAACAAUUACUUCAACAACAACAAGAAUCAAGACUUUCUUUCUCUUCUUUAGAUGGAGGACAACAAACAUCAAAUAAUAAUUUACCUUUACUUUUUAGGCAACAUUCUUUUGAUGGAUUUGGAAGAAGAGGAGGAGAAGGAGGAGGAGGAGGUGGAGAAGGAAGUUGUCAACAACAACAACAGCCAAGAUAA
Messenger RNA from Meloidogyne enterolobii, 3024 nucleotides. The record is from the annotation of a GenBank genome assembly. Lineage: Eukaryota; Metazoa; Nematoda; Chromadorea; Rhabditida; Meloidogynidae.